Messenger RNA from Camellia sinensis, 555 nucleotides. The record is from RefSeq and is a predicted model, not a curated record. Lineage: Eukaryota; Viridiplantae; Streptophyta; Magnoliopsida; Ericales; Theaceae.
GAAUAUGACAGAAGCUCAAAGCCAUCAUGGAAGAAGCACAUAUGGAGAGAAGGAACAACAACAGAAGAUACUUCUCUCAUGCCAUCAAAAGGGUGUGCUUUACAUGGCUUUGGUGGAUCUCAUUUCUGUAUCCCUAUUUCUUUUGACUAAGGGUGGUAAUUUGGUAGAGAGAAGGCUACACCAAAGAAAGUGGAAAUGCAUAGUCCAUGGAAGUCUAGAAUAUCAUCACUUGUCUUCUAUCACAUCAGUUUCCCAAGAUGAAUUCAAUGAAAAAACCUCCUCUUUGUUUCUCACAACAGCUUCUGGAUCUGUUUUGGAAUAUAGAGUUCGUUGUCAGUGUCGACAAGUACCUUGAAGCGCAGAGCCAGAAGCUCUCUACAGAUUGCUACUUGUUGAUACUUCAUGGAUUUUCUUUUAUGCUUGCUGACAUUUGAUGUAGAAUUUUGUGUACGAAGGAUAUCUAUUUUGUAUGAUUAUAUGUUUGUAUGGAAUUAUUGUUUUGGGUUGGAUUAUAUUUGAUUUGUAUAGAAUUUGAUGUUAAAACACCAAAUUUUU